Molecule: messenger RNA, 4639 nt
Organism: Brassica rapa (field mustard)
Lineage: Eukaryota; Viridiplantae; Streptophyta; Magnoliopsida; Brassicales; Brassicaceae
Molecular function (GO): nucleic acid binding; zinc ion binding
Source: RefSeq, a predicted model, not a curated record
AGAAGCUUAAUUUUGAAACAUAAAGUAGAGGAGAAUCACCAGGAAGCCGAAUAAAUCUCAUAGGAGUUAGGAUGAAGAAGCUAUCCCACUUUCAAAUCAGGUGAUCCCAGUUUUCCUGUUUGGGAAUAUGAUGUGAUCAUGGACCAGUCAGAUAAAGAAGACAAUGAGACGAUAGAUGAUCCAGCUGAUGAAGAUGUCCUAGCUAUACCAGAAGGUCCUAUCACUCGUUCCAAGAGUAAACAAAUCAAGCAAGCCAUUGGAGGAUUACUCAUGAUAGCCUGGAAGCAAGAAGAAGGUCUUGAAGGAAGCUGGAUCAAUCAAGACACACUCACCACUAUCCAAGCCAUUUCUUUUUCUACAUGAUCAUCAAAUGAGCAAGUAGCAUAUGUGUGCUCUUUUUUCCUGUCUUUGGUUUUGUCCCACUGGGUUUUCCAAAGAUAGGUUUUUAAUGAGGCCAUAUGUUACUUUCACAUCUCUCAUUUGAUGAUCCCGGUUUAGCUUAUAAUGCCUUAUAAAACUUAUGUCUUUUAAAACCUUAUGUCUUUCAUUUUUAUUUAAACCAAAGGGAGCCUGUUCUCUUUAGGUUUCCGUGAGCUUGUGUGUGUACAAGCCUCACUAUAUAAACCACAUCCGAAAACCCUAGUAGCAAUCAAGUUAUCUUUUCAUCAAAACCUUUUCUUUGUUCUCUCUUCUUCUUGUUAUCAAGUCGGCGAGUGAUCUUGUUGGUGAGUAGUAUCCAACAACCUAAGGAUCUCUUCUUCGGUGUGUCAUAUCCGGAUUAGGCAUCUAGGAGUAUCAAGGAGUCCUUUCACAACUCUUUGUGUCACCAUUCAUUCCACAAACCUUGAAGAACUUGAGUCUCUGAUUCGUUCUUGCAAGGAUCUAUCCCCAACUAUCCAGAGAAGCAUCCUAGGAGUGUAUUAUGUGGUAUCAGAGCAACUCUGGCUAGGGAAGUUCUUGUUUACUCAAUUUUUCGUGUGGAUCUGUUCAUCUACUUCAUAACUUUUGCUAGAUCUGUUUAUGUUUGAUUCAAAUCUGAUCGAUCGCAGCGUUUUUAUAAAGGUUUCUAAAAAGACCAUUCAUAUUCUUGUGGAUUACGCUUUCGAGAUUUCUAGAUCCAUAAGUUGUUUGAGUUACUUGAGUCGAUCUGAUCUUAUACUAUUGAAUCUGUGAUUGUUGAAACAUUUCAUCUGUUGAACCGGAUCUAUCUGUUAAGUGUGGAAAGAGAUUGAAAUUGAACCUGAUCCGUGUUGUUUAAGUUUCCUUUUCGUGUUUGUUUCCUUUUGCGAUUCUAUUUUAAUUUUUCUGUGAACUUCUUACUGGUUGAAUCUUUUUGGUUGUCUCAGGUACUAUGUCUAUUAACGCGGAGGAAGAUGAAGGAGUUAGCCUCGAGCAUAAAGCUUUGCUUGAAGCUUUGACUCGCCGUAUGAGUACGAUGAUGGAAACAAGAUUGGGUACUUUCCGCGAAGAGCUUGAUGCGCAAUCUUCAGAACCUAGACGUGAACCAAGGCAGAAUCGACGCACACAGGCUAGACGUGAGCAUGAGGGUUCAGAGGAGACUGAUAACUACUAUGAAAGAAAUCGACACAGCUCAGAUUCUAGACACAGCAGCCGUAGUGACCGUAGACACAGACGUGAUCACUGGCAACGCAAUGAACUCGCGGGAGUAAAGCUGAAAAUCCCUCCUUUCCAUGGCAAAGCUGAUCCAGAUGCUUAUCUUGAGUGGGAGAAAAAGAUUGAGCUGGUUUUUAACUGUCAACACUACACGGAGCUUAAGAAAAUUCAAGUGGCUGCUACCGAGUUCUACGAUUACGCUUUGAGCUGGUGGGAUCAAUUGGUUACAAACAAGCGGCGCAAUGGAGAGUUUCCUAUUGAGACAUGGGCAGAGAUGAAAGCAGCAAUGCGCAGGAGGUUUGUGCCAAGCCAUUACCAUCGUGAUCUUCAUCAGAGAUUGAGAAGGCUCACACAAGGAUCGCGAUCUGUAGAAGAGUAUUUCCAAGAGAUGGAAUUGUUAAUGUUGAGAGCUUGUAUAUCAGAGGAUAGAGAGGCUACUAUGGCACGGUUUCUUGGAGGACUUAACCGUGAGAUACAAGACAAUGUGGAGAUGCAGCACUAUGUUGAGUUGGAAGAAAUGUUGCAUAAAGCAAUUCUGGUGGAGCAACAGAUUAAGAGGAAGCAUCAUUCACGUGGAAGCUACGGUACCAGCAAGUAUCAGCAAGUUAAAGACGAGAAACCAGCAUAUCAAAAGGAGAACAAGUCUCAGCAGAAAGAAGAAACAAAGCCAGGCAGCAUUUUUGCCAAAGACAAAGACAAAGGGAAAGCUGAAGCUACUUCUUCUCGGACCAGAGAUGUUAAGUGUUUCAAAUGCCAAGGACGUGGGCAUUACGCAAACGAGUGCACCAACAAACGAGUUAUGAUCCUCUUGGAGAAUGGAGAAUUUGAAUCUGAGGAUGAGAAGCUUGAGACUGAUCAGGAGCAUUCCGAGGAAGAAUAUGAAGAAGAACCAGUGCGAGGGAGAUUGUUGGUUGCAAGGAGAACUCUCAGCUUGCAAAAUAAAACCGAGGAGCUUGAGCAGAGAGAAAACUUGUUCUACUCACGCUGCAUGGUUCAAGGAAAGAUAUGCAGUCUGAUCAUUGAUGGUGGAAGCUGUGUUAAUGUUGCUAGCGAGACAAUGGUGAAGAAGCUUGGUUUGAAAACUCAAAAACACCCUAAACCUUACCGGCUGCAGUGGCUUAACGAAGAAGGUGAGAUGAGGGUCUCCACACAAGUCUCUAUACCUUUGUCCAUUGGGAGAUAUGAAGAUGAGAUACUCUGUGAUGUGAUACCAAUGGAAGCAAGUCAUAUCUUACUUGGAAGGCCGUGGCAGUUUGAUAGGAGAGUUACACAUGAUGGCUUUACUAAUAAGCACUCUUUUGAGUUCAAUGGCAAGAAGACUAUUUUGGUGCCUCUCACUCCUAAGGAAGUGCACCAAGAUCAGUUGCAGCUUCAGAAGAAGAAAGAAAUAGAUCUCAAACCCGAGCAACCCAAGCAGCACAACUUCUAUGCCAAGAUUGGUGACAUCAAAAGAUCUCUUUACUCUAAUCAGCCUAUUCUUUUGCUUGUGUUUAAGGAAACUCUCUUGAAUCUAACUAAUUUUACACCGGAGUAUCCGAGUGAGGUGUCAGCUCUUUUACAGGACUUUGAAGAUGUGUUUCCUGAAGAUAAUCCAAUCGGUUUGCCUCCUAUACGUGGGAUUGAGCACCAGAUUGAUUUUGUGCCAGGAUCUACUCUUCCUAACAGGCCAGCAUACAGAACUAAUCCAGUUGAGACUAAGGAGCUUCAGAGGCAGGUUGAGGAACUGAUGGAGAAAGGCCAUAUCCGUGAGAGCAUGAGUCCAUGUGCCGUACCAGUGCUCCUUGUGCCCAAGAAAGAUGGGAGCUGGCGCAUGUGUGUUGAUUGUAGAGCAAUCAACAACAUAACAGUGAAGUAUCGCCACCCUAUUCCUAGAUUAGAUGAUAUGCUUGAUGAAUUGCAUGGCUCUAGCAUUUUUUCUAAGAUAGAUUUGAAGAGUGGGUAUCAUCAAAUUAGAAUGAAAGAAGGAGAUGAGUGGAAAACAGCUUUUAAAACUAAGCAUGGUUUGUAUGAGUGGUUAGUGAUGCCUUUUGGCUUAACUAAUGCUCCUAGUACUUUUAUGAGAUUGAUGAAUCAUGUGCUUAGAUCUUUUAUAGGAUUGUUUGUGGUAGUUUACUUUGAUGAUAUCCUUGUCUACUCUAAGAGUUUAGAAGAGCAUAUAAAACAUCUUAGAACUGUUCUUGAUGUCUUGAGGAAAGAAAAGCUAUUUGCUAAUCUUAAGAAAUGCACUUUCUGUACGGAUAACUUGGUCUUUUUAGGCUUUAUUGUGAGUGCAGAUGGGGUAAAGGUAGAUCAAGAGAAGGUGAAAGCAAUACAAGAGUGGCCGAUUCCUAAAACCAUCAGUGAAGUGCGAAGCUUCCAUGGAUUAGCUGGCUUCUACCGACGGUUUGUGAAAGACUUUAGCACCAUAGCAGCUCCAUUGACUGAGGUGAUCAAGAAAGAAGUUGGAUUCAAAUGGGGAGAAGCACAAGAACUUGCCUUUCAAUGCCUAAAAGAGAAGCUUACUAAUGCCCCUCUUCUUAUACUUCCUGAUUUCAAUAAAACUUUUGAAAUUGAAUGUGAUGCUUCAGGAAUUGGAAUUGGUGCUGUUCUUAUGCAGGAAAAGAGACCCAUAGCAUAUUUCAGUGAGAAACUUGGAGGAGCAACUCUCAACUAUGCUACUUAUGACAAGGAACUCUAUGCUUUGGUGAGGGCUUUGCAGACAUGGCAGCAUUACCUAUGGCCCAAGGAGUUUGUCAUUCACACUGAUCAUGAGUCUCUCAAGUACCUUAAAGGCCAGAACAAACUCAGCAAGAGGCACGCCAGAUGGGUAGAAUUCAUUGAAACCUUCCCUUAUGUGAUCAAGUACAAACAAGGUAAGGAAAAUAUAGUUGCGGAUGCACUAUCCAGAAGGUAUGUUCUCUUGAAUACUCUUGAUGCUAAGUUGCUAGGAUUUGAACAGCUUAAAGAAAUGUAUGCAACUGAUUCUGACUUUCAAGAGGCUUAUAAAUUGUGUGAAAAAUAUGCUGCUGGACAUUACUUUAGGCAA